ACUUCCUCCACGUGGUGUUGGCGCAAACUCCCGCCUGGAACAUUCAUUUGUCAACAAUAUUGUUGAGACGCUUUGAUUCUAGUGUCCGAUUGUCUGCGUCCUUUUUUCACUCUUUCCCAGAAUGGCCGCUAAUGAACAAAAUUUCGAUGUUGAAGAUGAACUUAUCACUGAGGAAGAACUCGAGCAGGCUCUGUGUGUUCUGGCUGGAAGCGACCCAGAAAAUUGCUCUUAUUCCCGGGGCUAUGUAAAAAGGCAGGCAGUGUUCGCCUGCAACACUUGUACUCCCAGUUCUGCGGAGCCUGCAGGGGUCUGUCUGGCCUGUGCCAAUAAAUGCCAUGAUGGACACGAUAUCUUUGAGCUGUAUACCAAAAGAAAUUUUCGCUGCGAUUGUGGAAAUAGCAAGUUUGGUGAUUUCCAGUGUCAUCUGAGUCCCGAUAAAGAUGAUGAAAACAUCAGAAAUCACUAUAAUCACAACUUUAAUGGCUGCUACUGCACAUGUGACCGGCCAUACCCUGACAUAGAUGAGCAGGAUGACAAUGAGAUGAUUCAGUGUGUUGUAUGUGAGGACUGGUUUCACAGCAGGCACUUGGGCUGCUCUGUGGCUGAACCCGAAGAGUUGCAGGAAAUGGUGUGUGAGGCCUGCAUGAACAAAGCUCCGUUCUUGUGGACGUAUGCCGCUCACUUUGCAGUACCACCUGUGACCAAUGUCAGUCAUUCUAAAGAGGAUGAGGACGUAGAGGUUGAUAUUGAAGGGGAAAGCACUCAAAGUAAGGAGGAACCAACCACCAGCGAUGAGCACACAAUGCAGGAGGAAGAGGAAAAGAGGAGUUCCCCUUGCAAACGAACCCAUGAGGAAAUGACAUGCGGCUCUUUAAAGGCCACAAACAAAAGUGCAGACUGCAGGCUGAAGAAGCUGCAGGCACAGGGGUUAGACAGGCUGAGACAAGGAGCUGUGUUCUGGCCUUACAGCUGGCGCUCUGAGCUUUGCACCUGCACAACCUGCAAGAAGGCCUAUGUAGCUGCAGAAGUUCAGUUUCUCAUGGAUCAGUCUGACACUAUUCUGGCCUAUGAAAAAAAAGGUUUGGAUGAACCUUUUGGGCAGCACCCAUUGAUGGCACUGACUAGCUCUAUGGACCGUGUGCAGCAGCUAGAGGUCAUUUAUGGUUUCAACGAGUUGACAACUUCAGUCAGUGCAUUUUUACAGCAGAGCAUCUCUGAAGGAAAGACAGUCACCGUCGAGGCUGUACAUGAAUUCUUCCAGGAGCUGCAAGCCAGAAAAAAACGCAAAACUGAUGCAGGAUAUCAGUAACGAGGUGUUUAAGCUGCUUGCAUCAUAUGCUGGAUUCAUAUGAUGCUUUAAAUAGUGUGCCAUUUCGAAGAUGACCUUUGUUUCCCUCCUCACCAAAACUUUGCUGUGAUUGUGAUACUAAAGCUUGAACUUAUUGCACACUG
Messenger RNA from Melanotaenia boesemani (Boeseman's rainbowfish), 1452 nucleotides. RefSeq names its product putative E3 ubiquitin-protein ligase UBR7. Gene Ontology annotation, molecular function: ubiquitin protein ligase activity; zinc ion binding. The transcript has 11 exons. Gene Ontology annotation, cellular component: cytoplasm. Bases 122 to 1309 code for a protein of 395 amino acids. NCBI's taxonomy places the organism in Eukaryota, Metazoa, Chordata, Actinopteri, Atheriniformes, Melanotaeniidae. The record is from RefSeq and is a predicted model, not a curated record.